Molecule: messenger RNA, 1260 nt
Organism: Talaromyces marneffei
Lineage: Eukaryota; Fungi; Ascomycota; Eurotiomycetes; Eurotiales; Trichocomaceae
Exons: 7
Coding region: 1-1260 (419 amino acids)
Source: RefSeq, a predicted model, not a curated record
AUGCGCUUUCCGACAGGCUUGACAUACGCAACGGUAUUUUUGUAUGCCCUGACAAGUGCUGCAGCACAGUCUUUGCCAUCAUGUUCAGCACAAUGCCUAGAGGAGACACUCCCCCAAUCACCAUGUGCGCCAACCAACCAGACCUGUAUAUGUACCGAUGCUAUUUUCCAAGAGGAACUGGCUGGUUGCGUGGCGGCGAAUUGCACCACCAAGGAGAUUCUAACCACACUUAACAUCACGAACACAGAAUGCGGAGUGCCGGUGCGAGAUAUGACGAGUCCGAGUAUUAUUGUCCCGAGCGUAGGAUAUAUCGUUUUGCUAUUUCUUGCGUCGAGAAUAUACACACGUUUGGUGAUGGUGCCGGGCUCCAAGUUGGGAUGGGAUGACUGGACGGCUAUUGCACUGGGGGCUGUCAUGGUGGCAGUGAAUGCAGGCUCUAUAUUGCUUGGGCAAGCUGGUCUGGGAAAAGACAUAUGGACCCUGGAGUUCGACAAAAUCACGCAAAUCCUGAAGAUUUACUACGUCCAAGAGCUCCUCUAUGUCACUGCCAUCACUCUUACCAAAAUCUGCUUUCUCCUCUUCUACCUACGCAUCUUCCCCAACUCGGGGAUACGCUGGCUUAUUAAUGCAACUACCGGUGUUGUGAUUUGCUACGGCAUUGCCUUUCUUUUUGCCUUCAUCUUUCAAUGCUCGCCCAUUUCUUUUAAUUGGGUGGGCUGGGAUGGAGAGCAUGAAGGGUCAUGCGUGGACAAAAAUGCGCUGGUCCUGGCGUCAGCGGCAGCCAAUAUUGUCUUCGAUUUGUGGGUUAUAGCUCUGCCGAUACCAACGCUGUUGCACCUGCAAACUUCGACGUCGAUGAAGUUUCAGAUUAUUGUCAUGUUCUCCAUUGGUUUUCUAGUCACCGGCGUUAGCAUUUACCGCAUGGUAAUGCUCAAGGUAUUUUCCACAAGUUCGAACCCAACAUGGGACAACGCGCCCGGCGGCUACUGGUCCAUCGUCGAAGUGGAUGUAGGCGUUUUCAUCCUAUGCCUGCCAUCUGCCCGAGCAUUACUCCGGCGUUUCUUCCCAAGCGUUUUCGGUUCAACGAACGGAGGUAUGGACAGUAACAGCCGGGCAACGAACCCAAGGAAGCCUGGGAGGGCAUCAGGCAACCCCUUGGACAAUACAAGCUUUGUCCAGUUGAUUGAAGUAAACCACGACGGGGAAAGUGCAAAACAUUAUGCAAGGGAGAGAACGAAAAGUUAUGGGGAGGAGUCCUGA